UCUGUUAAAACGGUUUUUGAGCGAUCCGCGUAAGUUCGGUUAAUCGGUUUUGUGUAAGCGUAACCAAUUUUGUUCAAUUUCGGGUGCGAAGUUCGUUUGUCCAGGAUUGGGACUAGGGUUGCUUUUGUUAGAGUGUUAUUGUUUUUGUUAUUCGAUUGAUUACGAAUUCCCAGCUGUCGUGUGACUUAUUCAGACAAAGUGACUCCCGAUCGAUUCCUCGCUAAGCCGAAUUUCUAAGAACGGGGGCAGAGAAGGCAGUUAUCGUUGGUGCGAACCAGAUUGUGAAGUUCUUUUCAUUUUAGUUCCAUUUAAGUGAAAAUAAAAGUGUCGCUGGGUGGAUCCCUAUUGAAAUUUAAAUAUUUAAGAGCUUAACGUCUCAUCAUUAUUGAAUACGGAGAAAACGAAAAAAGUGUGUAGGAAGUCGAGGCAGUUGCUUGAAACCGUAAGAUUUAAGUGGUGCAGCGACCGGAAGCGAAGAAAGUGCAAGUGCAACACCGGAAGGAGCCGAUUAAAAGAAGCAGACUGCAGGAUGACUUCCGCCCAAGACAGGAGAGCAUCCUUCGCUCGGAGGGCUGAGAGUUUGGUCGAGAGGGUGAGAAUUCUGAACAAAAUAUACGAGAGAUAUGCCGUCAACACAGAGAAAAGUGGAGAACUCAUAGUUACAGUACAGGGUGAUUUAACGCAACAAGAAAAGCGUGCAGUCUUCCUCACCGUUCACGACUUGGGAUGCAAUCAUGCAUCCUUCGAAGAGUUCGUGAACAGUGCGUGCAUGAUCGAAAUCAAAGAACGAUCCUGCUUCAUCCACAUCGACGUUCCAGGACACGCAGACAAUGCACCGAAUCUACCAGAUAGCUUCCAGUUUCCCUCGCUGCAGCUGCUGGGCGAAGAGCUGGUCACGGUUCUGGACUUCCUGCACGUGAAGUACGUCAUCGGGCUGGGCGAAGGCGCUGGCGCCAAUGUCCUGGCCCGAUUCGGACUGGCCCAUCCUUCCCGCUGUCUGGGGCUGAUCCUGAUCAACGUGACCGGUUCCGCGGCUUCCGUUUUCGAUGCCUUCAAGACCAAAUUUAUCAGCUGGAAGGGCGACGAAAUCGGACAAUCUGCCGAAACGUUCCUGCUCUAUCACAAGUUCGGUUAUCAACUGGUGGGUGACAAUCCGGACAAGGAGAAAAUCGUCACCGAAUUCCAGAGCCGAUUGCACAGUUCGCUCAACAGCAAGAAUUUGAAGCAAUAUGUGAAAGCAUUUACCAGCCGUAAGGAUUUGCCGCUGAAAAACUGCAAAGUAGAUCUGCUGCUGAUUACCGGAGUGAUGAGCCCUUAUGCCGGUGUGGUGGAGAAGCUGUACAAGGACCUGAACAAGGAGAAGGUUACCCUACUGAAGGUGGAACGCGCCGGUGAUGUGCUGGCUGAUGCUCCCGCCAAGGUUGCCCAAUCGAUCCUGCUGUUCUGCAAGGGCCAAGGUCUACUGACCUCAGUUGCUAUGCCGGGCGUUGACAGAAGCCGAGCCUUCUCGACAAGCUCCGGCGGCUCCAACGACGGAACCCCGGGAGCCCGGCGGCUGUCCCGGGGAAUGUCCAUGGAGGACUACGACAAACCGAACAUCAGACGACUCAGCAUCACCGUCAGCGAGCAGCUGCCCCCGAUCAAAAAGUGAACCUCGAAGCGGGCUUCACCUGAUCCCAAGCGAAACGACAUCGGCGAUAGGCAGCCAGAGUAAUUUUCCGUUUGCACUCUACACAUUAAUGUGUUGAAUCCAACCCUAUUUUAAUCGAAAUUGUUACGAGGGAAGAUAAACCAGAGAAAAAACUCACACAUACAACCACAUAAACAUUUAAGAACAUUUGCAUGCAUAUUGAACAUUCUUAUCGUUAAGUCGGAGGAGACGAGAUACAAAAAGAGAGAACGGAAGAAAAGCAAGAAACUCUGAUAUCAAUUUUAUAGAUGUACGUAUUUUUAUCAUCAAGACAACAACAACAGCAAAUAUAGCAUUGAGUAUAAAUCCUGUAACCAAAAAAAAGUUCGUUCAAAUCAAAUCAUAAUCAGCGACAUAAACACAAACAGAGGAAACCACACAUUAAAGGAAUGAUUGUAAACAAACUAUUCUAAAAUUAAGCAAAAGUAUAUUGAAAGUGAAUACCAAUUGGACCCUACAAUUUUAUAAUCAAGCAACAAAGCAAAAUGAAACCCUAAGUCUCUCCAGAGUGUAACGAAACUCAACCUUUAAAAAAAACAAAAAGAAACAAAAACAAAUCUUGAAACUGAUCCCACAAAGCCCAAAUACAGAAACAAUUCUCACACAAACUAACGAAAACCCUCAAGCAAGACGGUACUACUACUGAAGCGCAAGAAGCAAAACCAAACGCAAAACUUCUUUGAUAAAUGAUAUUUUUCUGGAUUUCCAACAAGAGCCUAUAUACAAUUUCUUAUACCAAAAAAUGAUAAAAACAUAUAAACAAACACAACGGUUUGAUAAAGUAAAUAACAAAGAUUAACGAAGCCAAGAAAGGUGCGUAUUCAAAUAUAGUUAUUUAAAGAAAACGUUAGCCAUGUAAACUCGUAGUAAGUGACACUUUACACAACAAAAAAAAUCAACAUAACACUACCUAUUAUUAUGUGACAUAGCAACGCAAACAUCUAAAGCAACAGAGUAAAUAAUAACGAUAACAGUACUAGAGUAGUAGUAAUGGUAGAGUUCUAGAGAGCAUUAACAAGCAACAAACUAUCAGUGAUCCAUAAUAAUCCCCAAACGGCUAAAGCAAAAGCUAAUUGUACCGAAAACGAAAACAAAAAACAAAACUAUUGCUAAAACUUUGUUGAUCAAAGAAGGCCAAUCUUUUUAAGGAAUAUAAACAAAAACAUUCAAUGUACCGCUGUGCGCUUGGACUCAAAUUUUUGUUCGUGAUCACUCACGAAUUUCUCUCUCUAUUGAAUCGCGUUCACUCAAAAGAGAGACGAUUAUGAAAGCGCUCUGUAAUGUGCGUCACUCUCCAAGAGCAAUCAAAGAUGACAGAUCUAACUGGUACAGUUACAAAUUUGAUAUCUGGAUGGAUUUUUAACUUCAAAUUUGAGCUGUUAAAAAUGUUACUUUCGAUUUUUUUUUUCAUUAUUGUUGAAUUUUCUUUGACGGGACCAGCAUUUCAAAUAACUACGACGUUAGGUUUUCUAAACAAUCAAAAAUAAGUUCAAUUUAUUAAAAAUAAAAUAUUCUUUGAAAAAACUUCAUUUCAAAUGAUCCAGAGUUAAUCGAAACAAAAACAAUCAACUGUUAAGAAGAUUUGUUACUCAACACUGAAAAAAACUAUCAAAAAUGUAAAAGUGCUUAGUAAAAAUUGUUAUGGAGUCUAAUUUUUGACCACCAAAUUUGGGAAACCGCCUUUCCGAAUGGAGGUUAACAAAAAAAACACAACAAAAACAACUCUUUAAAUUUAGAUCGCGUACUAGCAAUUGGUAAACAACUUGUUCUAACGAAAGAAAAACUAUUAAAAAAACAAACACAUACGCAAUGUUUUACUCGAGGUUCGAGUUCGACUAAAGCCAAAACCAAACCUAAAAAAGAACAAGUAAAAUUUAAUUGAAUAAUAUCGAUGUUGUGUUAGAAAAAAAAUCCCACCGGAGCUUUGUUGUGGGUGUACUACGGAUAUUCACCAAAAUUCUUUGUUCCAAAAAAGAAACUCUGUUACAGCUUUGAUUGGUUUCAAAUCUAUUAGAGAGACACGUUUCAAAACACAUCACACCUGCACCCUGUUACCUUCAUCCACUCACCGAACACUUUUGUCAUCUUUUUCCAUGUAACAUCGCAAUCAUCUCUACUACAUCGAUGAUAUAAGUUGCUGAAGUAAAUGAAAUGAAAUAAAAUUAUUUUGAUGGUACCACACAAUUUAGACAAUUUAAA
Messenger RNA from Uranotaenia lowii, 3889 nucleotides. RefSeq lists its product as uncharacterized. Gene Ontology annotation, biological process: signal transduction. NCBI's taxonomy places the organism in Eukaryota, Metazoa, Arthropoda, Insecta, Diptera, Culicidae. Gene Ontology annotation, cellular component: cytoplasm. The coding region runs from base 530 to 1651 and encodes 373 amino acids. The transcript is spliced from 10 exons. The record is from RefSeq and is a predicted model, not a curated record.